This is a messenger RNA of Cladocopium goreaui, 2469 nucleotides long. NCBI's taxonomy places the organism in Eukaryota, Dinophyceae, Suessiales, Symbiodiniaceae. The record is from the annotation of a GenBank genome assembly.
AUGGGUUCCCGAGCAUCAAAAUGUCCGAAGAGGGUUUGCCAACUUGGUAGGCAAACGCUUGGCUACUUAAAGGCCACAGUGGGUCAUGGUCUGCUAUACCAAAAGUGUCAAGAGGCCGACCGUGGGCCGACCGUGGGCCGAAUGGGAAUUUGGCAUUCUGCAGGGAUGCCAAUACGUUGGAAGUCCACUCGGAUGCGUCAUUCGGUCCAGGAGGGGAGAGGUGGUUUGAUCCAGUGGGAAAGUAAGCGACAGAGCUUUGCUACGCUGAGCAGCUCUGAGUCUGAAGUCACUUCGUACGUGGACGCUAUGCUGCGCUCUAGGGCGUUGCACGAAGCGGUACAACAGGAGGUGUGGAAGGUGAAACACAUGGCGGGUGUGGAACUUGCGGCAGAUUUCCUGACGAAGCCAAUCACCGUUGGGGCUACUUGGUCAAGAUUCCGGAGGUUUGCAGGGCUCUACGACAUGGCUGAGCCGGAGGACCUGGAGACCUUGAAGAAGAUUGGAAUCUGUAGAGAAUGGGCUCUGAAGGGGCUGACUGUAGCUGUAGAGCUUGAAAGGUGGAAACCGACCACUGAGGAGCACCACCGGAUUAGGAACUACUGCCCUUCGGGCUGCCCCAGCGUCCGGGCGCUCCGUGCUGAAGCCAUGGCGACCAGCGUUGCUGAUGCUGGUGGCGAGGGUGGAGAUGGUCCUGGUGAUGGUGGAGAUGAUCGUAAGCCGUGGCCGAAGAGCUCCAUGUACGAUGACAUCUACACCGGGGAGAAAAAGAAAAGGAAGAGAAAGAAGAAAAACAAGGCCGCGAAGGCUGAUCAAGGUGAAGAGAAGGGCCCAAGUGCAGAGGCCUGUGAUGAAGAAGAGAAGGAAGAUGAGUGGCCGAGCUGGGAAAACAGAAAGCUUGAGGAGUCCGAGGAAACAGUCGCAGGGGAGCCAGGGCCUGUGACGUUGAUGCAGGCUACUCCGAAGACAGCGACGAGUGCUGCUCCGCUACCAGCUCCUCUACCUCCUCAAGACAACGAACCUACUGGCGAAGAGGUUCCGACUGCGACGGGCAGUCAGCCAGCCUCUUCUCAGGGGCCUGAGAACCCAGAUGGAACCACUUACACUGUCCGUGGUCAUGGUCGCCGCGACAUUGAGUCAGGCUUCUUUUGGGGAGGCGAAAAGAUCGUGGUAUCCUUCGUGAAUGCGGAUGGUGACCUGGAAAUUCGCAGAGGUGACGGUCUGAUCGAGAUCCGUCCCCUUGCUGAGCCAGAAGGAAAAGGGAAAGGAAAGAACGGGCCAGAGGUCAUCAGCUCUGGUGAAGAGACUGAAGAAGCGAACAGCGACCCAACUGGUCCCAAAGGAAAAGGAAAACCCGUUCCCGAACCUCUGCUACCACCGAGUCGAGGCAGCGUGGGUUCUUCAACUGCCAGUGGCGAUGGCCUUGGAUCUUCAACCGACCGACCAGUUCCUAGUGGAGAUCGCCGGCAGUCUUUGGGAAAAGGAAAAGGCCGGGGGAAGACUCCGGGCGCCGCUGAGGAUGACGAUGAUGAUUCCUGGGGAAAAUGGACUUCUCAGGGUUUGCAUGGAGCUGGAGAACCGGAAGGCGAGCCUCCAGCUGAAGACCAUCCACCUGAUGAGGAAGAAAAUGAGGACUAUGACAUCCAUGCGAGAAAGGACCUGGAUGAUGGCUCGGGAACCAAGCGUCCUCCGCCUGAUGGUGGGUCCUACAGCAUGAAGGCUAUGCGAGUCACUGUGGAUGCGGCCAUGGCACCGUGGGAACUACCUGAGUUCUCGACGCCUCCGCCGACUGGGAAGAAGGACAGAUGGGAAAGUUCCUGGAUCCAACGUGGAUGGCUUGUUAGAGUCCACAGGGAUCCAAGGAAACGCACUUUCCAGCCCAUCCACCGUGCCUCUCCGGUUGCAGGUGGAGAUCUUCUUCCUCUACGUGUGACUGUGGGCUUCGAGGAGGACACCAACCGCCGCUUUGUCAAGACGGACCGCUGGGAUGUGGAGCCGGCGAACCCCGCUACUUCAAGGUGGACUGGGUGGACCUUCUUCCGCCUCAAGAAUGAAACUGGGACCGUGCAUGAUCGCACUGGGUCUCGGAGCUCUGGUGAUGAUGCUCGUGGAGAAGGGCAUCGUUUUCACCUGCCUGAACGUGACGGAGCUGGAGGACCGCAUGAUCGUGGUGAGCUUCAGCCUGCAGUUUUGAGGUUGCCUGAUGGAGCCGAGGGGCAUCUUGGGCUUCUUCCUGACCUACUUGGUGGGGAAGAGAACCGUGUUGAUGUGAGCCGGGCGGCUACGGCGAAGUCCUACGGUCCGCUCCCAACACCAAGAGCACCUGCGGUGAGGCCAAAAGCACAGACUUCAGCUGGUCGACGAGCUCAACCGGUUUUGGCUGACCUUCAGCGUCGAGAUGGCCUACCUCCUGCCGAAGAGGAACUGAGCGAUGACGGCAGCUGGAGUGAGGUCUCUGGGGAGACCUGGUGA